Chrysoperla carnea is the source of this 704-nucleotide messenger RNA. RefSeq lists its product as uncharacterized. The record is from RefSeq and is a predicted model, not a curated record. Bases 41 to 616 code for a protein of 191 amino acids. The transcript has 3 exons. Lineage: Eukaryota; Metazoa; Arthropoda; Insecta; Neuroptera; Chrysopidae.
AUUAAAUUAUUUAACAAUAAUUAAAUAAAAAUUAUUAAAAAUGGCAUUCAAACAAGUUUGUACUUCAUUGUUGGUAACAGUAGCUUGUUGCACUGUUUUAUCAGUGGCAACACCAUUGAGUUACUUAAGAGAUAACGAUCAAAAUGGUUCACCAUUCUCAAACCAAGGUUCCUUUACUUACUUAAGAGAUGAUGGCGUAAACCAACCCAUUGUUUACCCACAGUCAGGACCAGUGAACUAUAUCAACAACAUUGGUAGCUCUCAAGUACAAACCAUUGGGUCAUAUCCAGGUGUGAUUAGCAAUGUUGGACUCGUUGGAAACAACGUAUUCGGUUCUAAUAUUUUCAACAAUGUAAAUGGAUUAUCCUCAAUUCAAUAUCCGGGUUAUGCACAGGCUUUACCAGUUUACAAUCAAGUUGUAAGUUACCCAAGUGCUCAACAAGUCUUACCAGUUGCUCAAUAUGCUGUUCAACAACCAGCUUACAUUGGUGGACCAGUAGGAUACCCAAACAAUAACAAUCAAAUCACCAACAACCAAGUUGCUCCAGUGGAAGUCAACAUUGGUGGUCAACAACCUUGCCCUGGUUACAUUGGUAAUGGUCCAGUUUACUUUUAAUCCAGGAUAUAUUUUGCUAAAAUGUUGAGUGUCAGAAAAAUUUUGUACAAAUAUUGUUAUUUUGUUUAUAAAAAAUAAAUAUAUUUUU